CACUAUCCUACCAUCAUCGAAGCGACUCACGCGAAAGUAAAAGUGAAAGUGAAAGUGCCACUUCGGAGUGAAAAUAUUUAGUUAAGAGGCAUUCGUUCCAUCCCAAUCCACAUCUCAUCUCGCAUCCCCUUCAACCAGAUCGCAUUCCAACAUGAAGGCUUGUGCUUCCCCCAGCUUGUGGCUCGCUCCAAACCCCAGCAAAAGAUGGGGCGAACUCUUCUUCCUUCUCUACACCCCCUUCUGGCUCACCCUUUGUCUCGGCAUUGUUAUUCCCUUCAAUCUCUACGAGAAAUUCACGGAAUUGGAGUAUUUGCUUCUCGGAUUGGUCUCCGCUGUUCCUGCUUUCGCCAUUCCAAUGCUGUUUGUUGGAAAGGCUGAUAAGAGCGUCUCUUGGAAGGAUCGUUAUUGGAUCAAGGCCAGUCUUUGGAUAAUAAUCUUCAGUUAUGUUGGGAAUUAUUUCUGGACUCAUUACUUUUUCACAGUUCUUGGUGCAUCUUAUACCUUUCCAUCAUGGAAAAUGAACAAUGUACCUCACACAACAUUCCUGCUCACUCAUGUUUGCUUCCUGUUUUAUCAUGUUUCAUCAAACCUGACACUGCGUCGAUUACGGCAUUUUGUUGCUGAUUUGCCCGAAAAAAUCCAAUGGGCUACUGAAGCUGGAUGGAUUCUUGCUCUUGCUUAUUUUAUUGCAUACCUGGAGACUCUAGCUAUUUCCAAUUUCCCUUAUUAUGAAUUCGUGGAUCGGGACUCUAUGUAUAAAGUUGGAUCUUUGUUUUAUGCCAUAUACUUUAUUGUGAGCUUCCCAAUGUUUUUAAGGAUAGAUGAGAAACCUGGUGACAAAUGGGACUUGGCCAGAGUGGCUGUCGAUGCUUUGGGCGCUGCAAUGUUGGUCACAAUAAUACUUGAUUUGUGGCGCAUCUUUCUGGGACCUAUUGUUCUGACCCCAGAAACAAAACAAUGUGCUCAAGUAGGAUUACCCUGGUUUACAGGACACGCCAAUCUCACAUGAACAAACUUGGACAAUCCUUGUACUAGUGCUUACUCUGCCAAAUUCCUGAUCAGGGCAAUAGUGUUAGUAGUGCUUUCAUGUUGCUUUAGGCUGUAGACAAGGCUGGUGACUUGGUAUUUAUUGAAAUAAAUGAUGACAUAGUUCCUUGGACCC
Messenger RNA from Cajanus cajan (pigeon pea), 1162 nucleotides. It is a transcript of the gene CPI1, whose product is annotated as cyclopropyl isomerase. Gene Ontology annotation, molecular function: cycloeucalenol cycloisomerase activity. The record is from RefSeq and is a predicted model, not a curated record. NCBI's taxonomy places the organism in Eukaryota, Viridiplantae, Streptophyta, Magnoliopsida, Fabales, Fabaceae.